AUGUUUAUGAAGUUGGUGCUCGUGCUGUGUGCAGCGGUCCUCCCGCUGCAGCAGUCCGCUGCCCUGCCGUUCAACGGUACCCACCCGACCUUCCCUAACAGCACCCACCCGACCUUCCCUAACAGCUCCCAUCCCCCAAUUCUCAAUGGCACCUGGCCAGGCGUCUUCAAUGGCACCCGCCCCGUUGUCCUCAACGAGCGGGACGAUUACAACCUCCAACACAUCAUGAUCGGCUGCAACGACGACCACUGCGCCAUCAAAGACGUGAUUGUCGACGCCAAUGGCCCGAAGUACUCCCACACAUGCCCACGGAUGGCGCUGGCCGCAAAGGCCAACUACCUCGAAUUCUGCGAGGAGAAGAGGGACGGCAUGUGCCUGACGCCCAUCAACACUCCUAAGUGGCCUGAGAUAACUUGGUGCUGCGGCGACUGGGUGUAUGUCGAGGAUCCGUACUACCAGGAUUAUCCCACAAUGCGCGAUCCAGAGACGGGCGAAGAAGUCCCCCUCGCGACGGGUGAAGAGCUCUACGUGUGGCCUUCCCCGAACGACUACCUCAAAGUCGACCAGGUGUGGGAGGAUCAUCCGGACUGGCUCUUCCGCCAGGUGAUCAAGCCCAACGCGUGGGAGUUCAAGGUCGAACUGCCCGUGUGCGGGCUCUGGAUGCCGCAGACGGAGCCGCAGUUUCAGUACUUCAUGCAGAAUCUCCGCUCGACAUAUCACAUCGACGAGGUUAAGGAGACGGAGGACUCCAACGUGGAUGCGGUCGGGCCACCAAACGAUCCGUAG
Messenger RNA from Cladophialophora yegresii CBS 114405, 786 nucleotides. RefSeq lists its product as uncharacterized. The record is from RefSeq and is a predicted model, not a curated record. Bases 1 to 786 code for a protein of 261 amino acids. Lineage: Eukaryota; Fungi; Ascomycota; Eurotiomycetes; Chaetothyriales; Herpotrichiellaceae. The transcript has 2 exons.